This is a messenger RNA of Verruconis gallopava, 2443 nucleotides long. RefSeq lists its product as uncharacterized. The transcript has 2 exons. Bases 8 to 1615 code for a protein of 535 amino acids. Lineage: Eukaryota; Fungi; Ascomycota; Dothideomycetes; Venturiales; Sympoventuriaceae. The record is from RefSeq and is a predicted model, not a curated record.
CUUCGACAUGCGAAUCUCUCCUUGGGAACUGCUUUUACUGGUCAACGCUGGUAAGCUGGAACCAGCAGGCUCCCCAGGCGCUGGUCGUGGCAUUUCAGAGGGAGAGCACCCUUCGUAUCGUAAUGCCUUUCAUAUCUUCAAUGCUAUACAUAGUUCUAUGCGACAAUGGGGCUCAUCGCUAAAUCACAAUGGCAUGUCCUUUUUCCCUGCGCUGGUUCCAGCGGGCACGGAGCUGUAUCACGGCACCGGCGAGUCAAAUCCUAUAGAGGGAAUGGAAUGGCUGGCCUUCGAACCAGAACAUGCCCAAAACUUCGCCCGUCGGCGGCCUGGCCGACAUCCGGGAGGCGGGCCUGGACGAGGUCCUCCCCCACCUCCACACCGUGCCAGCGAGGAGCAGCGACCGCUUGGUUCGCGGACGGAUGACAGACAACCACUGCCUUGGGCUUCGCCUAAACCUGGCCGGCGUGACGACGGCGAAUCUGGAUUCUUGCAUACGUAUCUGGCGAAAAGGGACUUGCAACUGUUGUAUAUUGACGGCAUGUCCGCAGGCAAGACCUCCAAUGGUACGCUCGACACGCAGGACUACAUACUGCUAAACAAUACCCUUCCACACCAAGGCAUGUGGGAAUACGAGCGGGCCCAAGGGAUGUGUAACAUCUCUCGCGACGAGUGGGGCGGCCGCGUCGACGGGUUUCUGAGAAUGGAGGCCGGAUUCGAGAUCAUCUUAUGCGAUUUCCAACGUGACUUGGAGGUAAAGAGUAUCGCAAGGGCGUACGGGGAGUGUAAAAACUGCGACGACGAAAAUGAAGGCAUGAUGGGCGGCGGUCUGAGGUACCUCCGAGCUGUAGCUGACCGAUAUCACGACAUUGGUGGCGAGCGGGUGAAGAUCAACUACGAAAAGAUGACGACCGUGUACGCGCUUGACGUCGACCUGUUCUCGUCCGGCGAGCGAGGCCCAAGACUCAAAAAUGUGUCCGCACAUGAUCUUGCCAUGAUCAGGAGACAGGUUGAUCGAAUGGUCCUGAGCGACCCUAACCCUUUCACACACCGUGGGAGGAACUGGCAAGCCGUCGCCGACAUGAUCGUCACGCGAUUCGCAACUCGGCUCAAGUUUUUGGCGAUGCCAGACGUGUCAGGCGAUGAGCAAAGGCUGAACAGCGAGCUCAAUGCGCUGCUAUCGCCGUUCAUAGACUAUGACAAGCGGUCAUUUAUGGACGAGACCUCUCGCUGUGCGUCUCAUUUCACUCCGUCUCACGGGAUCCACUCGUCGCUCGCUGCACAUACCGUCUCGUACGUUUCACACUACAUCUGCCACAAGCUUGUCUCUACCCAGUACGGCGACGUAGCAAACAGUCUGGUUGCCAAGCAGGACAUCAUUGCGGACUUGAUUGAAACGCUCAACUGGACGACGUGGAAAGAGUGUGGAACGUGCGCGUAUGACGAGAUCUGUUCCAUCCCCAUUUGGCCGUUUGGAAGUGAACAAGACUGGAUCACUCCAACAUGUAGGAACUCAACCUCGAUCAAAGAACAAAGAGGAUAUUGGGGAUUCAACAGAGGAUUUCCGGGCGGACCACCUCCUGACAAGGACGAAGAUUUCAGCCAGCCAUUGGCGUGAACUUCGGAGUCUGGCGAAUUCGUACUUCUUUUUCAUUUCAACACGAGACAGCAUGUGCACCAUGUACGCUUUCUUCUGAACCAGAUUGCACGGCCGACUCUGAAUGCAGUGUCGGCAAAAGAGUGUGCAAGCAUCACUCAUUAUGCAGUGCUGGAUGUCGAUGAAUCGUCUGCUCUCGAGCAAGAAUACUUUUGACACACUGCGUCACUCAUUGGGGGUGCGAUGAGAGAUAAGAUCCAUACUGCAUGUCGUGCGACUGCCUCGAAGAGAUUUACACACACACCAGCCCGGGAAUAUCAACGCCGGGUUUCGUUCUGGAUCAACUGUAGAGCCUCAAGUAAUUCAGCCAUGAGGGGAAGAAGAAGAAGAGGAGGAAGAAGAGGAGGAAGAAGAGGAAGAUAGUGGCAAUGAUUUGAGAGACGACGUCCAUGGCGAGCCCAACCAUGGAACAAUCGGUGCCCAAUGUUUUAAAUAGACGUCCCAGCGAGUGUCGUAACUAUGCAUGCGAAUAAUACAUGUCCGUUAGACUGCGGUUGAACAGUGAAGGACUUGUUAUAGGGUUCAGAUUAAACUAACUGGGGUAUUCUUCCUAAGCACAAUUUUUUUUGGUCAGUAAAUCAUGGAGAGAAUGCAGAACCUUAGCUUGGGCCAUGUUUUGCGUUUGGGUUUCUGUUGAUGCGAGUGCUCGGAUGGUUUUGGUAAUUACGGAAGUGCUCGCGGAAUGGCUCGCUCUGCACAUUCUAUUUUUCAGAUACUAUUCGCACUAGCUCUACGCAAGUUUUUGCUUGGGGGGUAUCACAAUAAAAUCUAACACGCGUUCGCCUUCCC